AUGGGACUUAACAGUCAGAGGAUUAUGAAAAUAAUCUCCAUCCUUUCUGUGGGUAUAACCAUGUCUGUUAUCAUGCUGAACUAUCCGGGACAAAGGACAAAUUGCCCCCAUAAGGAAGAGUUGGUCUUCAAUAACUUACUAAAGCAAGAUCUUGGAGAACUACAAGCUUGUUCUGCUAUUAUCCAAGGAGACAUGGAUGGAGUGGACAAGGAGGCUUUCAGGAAGCUCCUGGCCUCUAGAAAAACAAAAUCCCUGCUAUCAGAGUCAUUCUAUCUCAACGCCACCAAGGAUUGUCCAUCCUACAUCAGAGAUAGAGGGUUUCUGACUGUUUCUCUCAGUAAAGAGGAGAAAGAUUUCCCCAUUGCUUACUCCAUGGUGAUCCAUGAGAAAAUUGAGAUGUUUGAAAGGCUCCUGAGAGCCAUUUACACUCCUCACAAUGUGUACUGUGUUCACGUGGACCAGAAGUCUCCUGAGAGCUUUAAACAAGCAGUAAGAGCCAUUGCGUCCUGCCUGACCAACGUGUUUGUGGCCAGCAAACUGGAGAGUGUGAUUUAUGCCUCCUGGUCUCGAGUUCAAGCGGACAUCAACUGCAUGCAGGAUCUGCUCAAGUCACCUGUCCAGUGGAAGUAUCUGCUCAACACAUGUGGCACUGAUUUCCCCAUUAAAACCAAUGCAGAAAUGGUUCAGUCUCUUAAACACCUGAAUGGAAAGAACAGUUUGGAGUCCGAGGACGUAAAGGCCAAACAUUGGCGCUGGCAGUUUCAUCACAAUGUUACGAACGUUGUGACUCGGACAGAUGUCAAAAAGUCGCCUCCACCAAUACAGAGCCCUAUGUUCUCAGGAAAUGCUUACUUUGUGGUUUCAAGAGAGUUUGUGGAGCACAUCUUCAAAAGCAAAGAGAUUCAAAACUUCAUGGAAUGGGAGAAAGACACGUACAGUCCAGAUGAGCACAUGUGGGCUACGUUACAGCGGAUGCCUUCAGUACCAGGAUCUAAUCCUUCAAACAUCAAGUACCAACAAUCGGACAUGAACGCGAUUGCUCGUCUGGUGAAGUGGAGCUACCAUGAAGGAGAUCUAAAGAGUGGAGCUCCCUACCCGCCAUGCACUGGGACGCACAGACGGGCAGUGUGUGUCUAUGGAGCUGGGGACUUGAAAUGGAUUGUGCAGCAACACCAUCUUUUGGCAAACAAGUUUGAUCCAGAAGUAGAUGAUAUUGCAAUCAAAUGUAUGGAGGCUUUUUUAAGGUACAAAGCUAUUUAUGGUCGAUCGUUACUAACAGUUCAAAAAUCGGACAUUGUUUUAUGA
Messenger RNA from Sinocyclocheilus anshuiensis, 1305 nucleotides. Its product is annotated as beta-1,3-galactosyl-O-glycosyl-glycoprotein beta-1,6-N-acetylglucosaminyltransferase 3-like. The record is from RefSeq and is a predicted model, not a curated record. Gene Ontology annotation, molecular function: acetylglucosaminyltransferase activity. Gene Ontology annotation, cellular component: membrane. The coding region runs from base 1 to 1305 and encodes 434 amino acids. Lineage: Eukaryota; Metazoa; Chordata; Actinopteri; Cypriniformes; Cyprinidae. The transcript has a single exon.